Molecule: messenger RNA, 645 nt
Organism: Elephantulus edwardii (Cape elephant shrew)
Lineage: Eukaryota; Metazoa; Chordata; Mammalia; Macroscelidea; Macroscelididae
Product: hemK methyltransferase family member 2-like
Exons: 6
Coding region: 1-645 (214 amino acids)
Biological process (GO): methylation
Cellular component (GO): eRF1 methyltransferase complex
Molecular function (GO): protein methyltransferase activity; nucleic acid binding; S-adenosylmethionine-dependent methyltransferase activity
Source: RefSeq, a predicted model, not a curated record
AUGGCGGCGCCCAGAUACCCUACGCCGCUACAUGGGCACGUGGGGCACGGGCCGUUCAGCGAGGUGUACGAGCCCGCCGAGGACACAUUCCUGCUGCUGGACGCGCUCGAGGCGGCGGCAGCUGAGCUUGCUGGAGUGGAAAUAUGCCUUGAAGUAGGUUCAGGAUCUGGAGUGGUAUCAGCAUUCCUUGCCUCAAUGAUAGGUCCUCAGGCAUUGUACAUGUGCACUGACAUCAAUCCUAAUGCAGCUGCUUGUACCCUGGAAACAGCACACUGUAACAAAGUUCAUAUUCACCCCAUAAUUACGGAUUUGGUCAAAGGCUUGCUACCACGGCUGAAGGGAAAGGUUGACCUUUUGGUAUUUAAUCCUCCCUAUGUGGUGACUCCUCCUGAAGAGGUGGGAAGUAAUGGAAUAGAGGCAGCAUGGGCAGGAGGCAGAGAUGGUCGACAAGUCAUGGACAGGUUCUUCCCACUGGCUGCAGACCUGCUUUCACCAGGAGGAUUAUUCUAUCUAGUUACCAUUAAAGAAAACAAUCCAGAAGAAAUUUUGAGAACAAUGAAGACAAAAGGCCUCCAUGGAAACAUGGCACUUUCCAGACAAGCAGGCCAAGAGAUCCUUUCAGUCUUGAAAUUCACUAAGUCCUGA